Messenger RNA from Acanthoscelides obtectus, 3237 nucleotides. Lineage: Eukaryota; Metazoa; Arthropoda; Insecta; Coleoptera; Chrysomelidae. The record is from the annotation of a GenBank genome assembly.
UAGAUUUCAAUGUGACAGUGACGUUAAACCUCUAAAAACCCCUAAAGCUCGGUCGUCGUCGAAAAAUUGACAAAAUUUAUGUAACCACAGCAAAUUAUUCGUUUUACAGAUUAUCUACAGUAGACCAUAACACAAACUACACAGAACAGAUACUGCAAAAUGUCAUGCCUAACAAAUGGUUUUUCUGACUCAACGUCCCCAACAACAGCUGUUCCCAUUGGUGCUAACUCGACUACAACAACUGCUUUAGAUAGUUUUAUAUCGAGCAUAUUAUCGGCUGUGACAAUAGACGAACCCAAAUUAUGCACUAGCUGCGAAGACGGUGCUACCGCGAAAUCGAAGUGCAUUGACUGCGGCGUGGAUCUGUGUGAUCGCUGUGUCAAACUCCAUCAAAGAUCUUGCUCCACCAGGAACCACAGGAUCUCGAGGUUAAGUUGGCCCUCCAACGACAGCGCCAUCUCACUACCGCAAAACGCACUAAACGGAAUGGCAGGAGAUCCAUCGCAGAUGCAAUUACAAUUGCAUCUGUCGGCUUUGUUACAGAUGAGCGCCAAUUCUGCAGGUCCGUCUUCCUCCAUGUCCUUAACCCAGCCAAACAGCAAUGCCUUGGUGCCCAGCAGCCUACCACCUCAGCCCAUUGGGCCACCUUCGCACAAUUACAUGCUCAGCCUGCCCAGCGCGUCUUCUCCACUCAGUGGCAGCGGCACCAGUGGAAUCAGUUCCUCGUCGCCGAAUUACACGCUCAGGCCCAGCUCGGCUUCCACUCUCAGUGGCGGCACUGGAGGCAAUACGAUGCAUAUCUGUGAUAUCCAUAAGGAACCAUGCAGACUGUUUUGCCAAUCAUGCUGCGCCCCGGCGUGUACGGAGUGCGUGCUGAACGACCACCAUCACGGACACCAGUUGACCUACAUCGAGGAGGCGGCGGACACGGCACGUCAACAAGGCAGGCGAUUGGCUGCCGAGGCGAGGGUGGCCAUUGCCAGUUUAAGGGAGGUGGCGGACAAUGUGGAAAGGACGGCGCAUAUGAUCGAAAGCGGGGCGCUGCAAGCCGCCUAUGAUGUCAGGAAUACCAUCAGGAGAUAUAUGAUUGCAUUGGAAGAGCGCGAAAUGAAUCUGCUAAGGAUGAUCGACCAUACUCGGCAGACCAAAGGCAGGCUGAUAUUUACCCAACUGGAUUCACUCCGGAUUAUGCUGAGCAGGCUGGCUCGUACCACUGACGUCCUCAACGAGUGCGUUGACAUGCCGAAUCCGUAUGACCUCAUCUCUGUCAACCAGAGGGUAGCCCGUGAAAUCAAACAGGUCCAGACGAUGCGUCUAGAACUAGGGCCUUGCGAAGAAGACGGUAUAAUGUUCCUACCGCCAGACGCUAACUUUAUGAGUGCAAUAUCAUCCCUUGGCAAUAUAACUUCAAGUUCAGCGAUGGUGGCUUCCAGAUUAGCCAGAGCUCAGGCAUUGAAAGAGCAACUCUUCGCGAAUUUCUUUUCUGCCUCCCAAAUGAUGGUGUCACAACCGAUGCAGCUGAUUCCAAGCUUUCCAGGGUAUAAAAACGACGCCAGACACGCAGGUAGACAGAUGGAGCUCGAAAUAAAAGAAACCCUAGACCAAAUGCCACCUCCUGAGCAAUUCCCGCUAUCGUUGCGGAACCGUCCCAUCUACAACGUCAAAGGCUUGGUCACAGUCAAAGACAACGGUCCAAUGCCCUCUUUGACAUUUGGCAGAGAAGGAGAUGGGGACGGUAAGCUCUGCAGGCCUUGGGGGGCGUGCUGUGACAGCAUCGGCAACUUCUACAUCGCUGACAGGAGUAACAACAGAGUACAGGUAUUCAAUCGCAACGGUCAUUUUCUAUUCAAAUUCGGAAGACAAGGAUCAAGAAGAGGUGAAUUUGACAGGCCAGCUGGAAUUGCUAUCAGCCCUCAGGGUCACAUUAUUGUCGCAGAUAAGGACAAUCAUAGAAUACAGGUGUUCAGGUCAGAUGGCCGUUUCCUUUUCACGUUCGGCAGCAAAGGGGGCAGAAGUGGACAAUUCAACUACCCUUGGGACGUGGCCUGCAACUAUAUUGGUCAGAUCGUUGUUUCAGAUACCAGAAACCAUCGUAUUCAGCUAUUCACGCGAGAAGGAAAGUUCAUGUGUAAGUUUGGUUUUGAAUGCGCGAAUACGAUGUGGAAGCACUUCGACUCUCCAAGAGGAGUGUGCUUCACGCCCCAAGGCAGUGUGAUCGUAACUGAUUUCAACAACCAUCGUAUUGUGAUAGUUGACAAUGAGUUACAAAAGGGUCGGUACCUCGGAAUUGAAGGCUCAAACUGCAACGAGUUCCUUAGGCCACAAGGCAUCAUAUGUGACGACGAAGGAAAUAUAGUUGUGGCCGAUUCGAAAAACAACAGGAUACAGGUGUUUCAAAGUGAUGGAAAUUUCUUGUGGAAAGUAGGGCAUUCAGGCACCGGUUAUGGCGAGAUGGAUAGACCAAGCGGCAUCUGCUUGACACCGGACGGCCGAAUUGCAGUUGUUGAUUUCGGCAACCACCGUAUCCAUGUUUAUUGAUGUGUUAAUGUGUUGUUUACUUAUUUCGCAAUUGGCUAGGCCAAUUUUAUACCAAUGUAUACAUAUUUUAAUUAGAUACCUUUUCGUAUAUAAGUCUAUAACUACGGGUGGACAUAAAACCAUAUAGUUAUGUCAAACUCGGUCAAUUUUUUAGCUGGUAAUGUGCCGCUUCUUGGUAGGUGUUCCUAGGAAUGUUCGAUCAGUAGUCAUUAAGAAAUCACCGUCGUCCAAGAGAAAACCUGUUAUAGCUCUCAGGAUAUAGAUAUUUUUAGGUGGCUACAGACCCAACUGCAAGCUUGUCCAGCAUGCUUUUUUAAUUUUUUUGUACAAGUAUGCACUAUUUGCCUUUGGCACUACACGUACAAGCAUGCUUGAUAAAAGUGGAGGUAGUUUAAUAAAAUAUGUCGAGCUAGGACAGCGAUGGCUGCUUGUGUUCUUGUGAAGAAAAGAAAAUCCCGAAUAAAAAAGCGUGCGGUGUGGUGUUGAGAAUGGUUGAUGAAAAGAAAAACCUAUUCUCACAUUAACUUACUAAGCGAGCUGAAAAUAUAUCCGCGUGACUGGCACAAUUAUCUUGGAAUGGACGAAUAGACGUAUUUAAGUCUUUAGACUCUUGUAUCAUCUUUGAUUCAAAAGCAGGAUAUGAUCAUCAAAGGACGCCAACUUGUGCAAGCUUGAGAAUAUUGGGUACACACGUACCGU